AUGCAAGCCAACCUGUUCAAACUCCUCGCCAUCGCUGCCGCGUUUUCGGCGGUACACUCUGCCCCGGUAGAGACUGCCGAGGUCACCAAGGCACAGGUCAACGGAACGCAGGUCAACGAAACUCAGACCAAUGACAGUUACAGGGUUGCUGGACUCCAUCUUCUCAGGUCGAGCAAACCUGCUAUAAGAGGGACCUUCCUCAUAUCAGCAAAAGAGGGAAGGAGGGAGAUAUUUUCAAGCGGGCUUGCAGGGAUUUUACCUGCUGGCACGACGAUCAGUGCAAAUCUUGGGGAUGUACUGAGUGCGUUCUGUACUUUGACAUCUGCGGCGACUCAUGGACGGCCUGCCGUUAGCGUAUGGUCGAAGGAUUCGUCGCCAUGGAGGAGAAGCAUGGACAUGGGCAUGGCAUAA
Messenger RNA from Neurospora tetraspora, 411 nucleotides. RefSeq lists its product as uncharacterized. The transcript has 2 exons. NCBI's taxonomy places the organism in Eukaryota, Fungi, Ascomycota, Sordariomycetes, Sordariales, Sordariaceae. The record is from RefSeq and is a predicted model, not a curated record. Bases 1 to 411 code for a protein of 136 amino acids.